Macadamia integrifolia is the source of this 1388-nucleotide messenger RNA. Its product is annotated as NDR1/HIN1-like protein 10. Bases 375 to 1160 code for a protein of 261 amino acids. Gene Ontology annotation, cellular component: plasma membrane. Lineage: Eukaryota; Viridiplantae; Streptophyta; Magnoliopsida; Proteales; Proteaceae. The transcript has a single exon. The record is from RefSeq and is a predicted model, not a curated record.
GUCCUACUCUUAAACUUCAACACAAAUUCAUAUUCCCUCUUAUUUUGUUUAAUCAAUUUGGUUUGGGAAUUGAGAUUUUUUUAAUCAUUUUAAAGAGAAAGAGAUUCCAUAUUAGAUUAAAGUAGGUGCGGAGGAAACAUCUGGGUUUUUGGGUGAAGGGUUAUUAUUAGCUUCUUCUCUCUCCCUUCACUUACUCUUCUCAAUUUUCAACCUCCUCCUUCAGUUCCAUUUGCUUCCAUAGUUGUUUUCUGUUGCUUUUAAAUAUCUCCUCUGGAACAUUACUACUUCAUCAACCAUCUAUCUUCCUCUCCCUUUAAAGAAUUUGAAUCUCUCAAUUUACAGAAACCCUGAACUGAUCUGAAGCUCUUGCAGACAUGGCUGAUAGGGUUUACCCUUCGAAACCCAAUUCAAAUCUUCCUCAAACACUAAAACCCAAUGGCAAUCCUUCAUUCCCGCCCACCAAAGCUCAGCUCUACAACCGCCCAAUCUAUCGUCCACAGCCGAAGCCCCAGCGCCGCCGCCGCCGCCGCCGCAGUUGCUGCUGCAUCUGUUGCCUCUGGACUACGCUCCUCAUCAUCACUAUCCUUGUCCUCGCAGCCAUAGCCGGCGCCGCCUUAUGGGUCCUGUACCGCCCCCACCGCCCCACCUUCACUGUGACGUCCCUCCAGAUCUCGCAGUUCAACGUCACCACCUCCUCCGACGGCUCCUCCACCAAGCUCAAGUCCAAGCUCAAUCUCACUGUCGUCGCUCGAAACCCAAACAAGAAGCUCGUUUUUAUUUACGACACAACCGAUGUGACCAUGAGCUCCAGCGGCGUCGAUGUGGGUAAGGGAACUUUGCCGGCGUUUACCCAUGGAACCAAGAACACGACCGUUUUGAAGGGGACGGUGUCAAGUGCCGGUGAAGAUCUGGACUUAUCGUCGGUGUCGUCGUUGAAGUCGGAUCUGAAGAAGGGUGGGAUACCAUUGGUGGUAGAGAUGGAUACGAAGGUGAAGCUGAAGAUGGGAGGUCUGAAAACAAGUAAGGUUAUGAUCAGGGUUAUUUGCAAGGGGCUGAAAGCAAAUGUUCCGAAAGGGAAGACGCCGGCGACUUUGUCUUCUUCGUCUGAUACGACAUGUGUGGUUAAGCUUCGGAUCAAGAUCUGGAAAUGGACAUUCUGAACAAUAUCAAAAUUUUUUUUUUUUCUUCCUUCAUCUUUACUGUUUUGAACUGAAAUGGGUUUUAUUUUUUUGGUGUUUUACUGGAAGAUCUAAAGUGUUUCAUAUGUAAAUGAAAAAAAAAAAGGGUAGAAAUUAGAGACAAAGAAAGAGAAAGUUUAUGAUUAUGGUCUUGAAUUUGAUGUAAAAUUCUUUUCAGAAUUCCAUUACUGACCUUUUUUUUCCCUUUAA